Molecule: messenger RNA, 2546 nt
Organism: Lactuca sativa (garden lettuce)
Lineage: Eukaryota; Viridiplantae; Streptophyta; Magnoliopsida; Asterales; Asteraceae
Product: NAC domain-containing protein 75
Biological process (GO): regulation of DNA-templated transcription
Cellular component (GO): nucleus
Molecular function (GO): transcription cis-regulatory region binding; DNA-binding transcription factor activity
Source: RefSeq, a predicted model, not a curated record
CUCUCUCUCUCAGUAUAUUUAUCCUUGGAAUAUUUCCACUUUUGAAGAAUAUAUCUCAUCCGGGUAUCCUUCCAAUCUCGUUUUCAUUUGUUUUUCACCUAAAAACGUAUUUGAACGUGUUCUAGUGUCUGUACUUCUUCGUCUUCUUCUUCAUCAUCAUCCGUCCAGAACCAUCAGAUCUCAAUAUAGUAUUAGUAGUAGUAAAAGAAGACGAAGCAGAAACUAACGAGGAUUGAGUUCUAGCAUUUUCUUUUCUUACGUGUGGUGAUCAAAAUCAGGAUUUCAUGCCGCAGUUCUUGAUCGAUUAACCAAUAAACAGAGCCCCGUUUUGUAGUAAGAGAAAUGAAUAUCAGCAGCUCUGAUCUCAUUGAUGCAAAGCUGGAAGAGCAUCAAUUUUGUGGAUCCAAACAGUGUCCCGGUUGUGGCCAUAAACUUGAAGGAAAACCGGAUUGGGUAGGUUUACCAGCAGGAGUCAAAUUUGAUCCAACUGAUCAAGAGCUGAUAGAACAUCUUGAAGCAAAAGUCGAAGCUAAAAACUCAAAUAAAUCUCACCCUUUGAUAGAUGAGUUCAUCCCAACUAUCGAAGGAGAAGAUGGAAUUUGUUAUACUCAUCCUGAAAAACUCCCUGGAGUUACAAGAGAUGGAUUGAGUAGACACUUCUUUCAUCGGCCUUCUAAAGCCUACACCACGGGUACACGAAAAAGGCGAAAAAUCCAAAUGGAAUGUGACAUACAAGGCGGUGAAACACGGUGGCACAAAACAGGCAAGACCCGACCCGUUAUGGUAAACCAAAAGCAAAAGGGAUGCAAGAAAAUCUUGGUGCUCUAUACCAACUUUGGGAAAAACCGAAAACCCGAAAAGACAAAUUGGGUAAUGCAUCAAUAUCAUCUUGGACAACUCGAGGAGGAGAGAGAAGGUGAGCUCGUUGUAUCGAAGAUAUUUUUCCAGACUCAACCAAGGCAAUGUAAUUGGUCCGAAAGAGCUAUGAACAACAACAUUCACAUUGAAGGUGUAAAUAAUAUAUACGAAAAGAAUAAUGUUAGUAGGAGGGAGAGUGGGAGCGGAAGUGGGAGUUGUUCUUCUUCAAAAGAAAUUAAUGUCGCUGGUAAUGCUACUACUGUUACUGCUACUCCUACUGUUGAAACUUAUAGUAACAUGAGAGAUGAGUUUGUUGGUGCGGUUAUGUCGAAUUACAAUCCAAUGGAUCGAAUGCAACAUUUCAAAGGUGUUGAGCAAUUUAGCUUCAUCCCCUAUAGAAAAAGCUUUGGUGAGGUGGGAACGACGACAGGGGAGGGUUCAUUGACGUGCGAUGCACCUAACCUGCAAAGGCAACACCAGCAGCAGCAGAUGAGCCUUGAGAAUCAUCAGCAGCAUUAUCCACAUCAGCACCACGUGGCAGAAACAGCCUACCAUGUCAGCAGGCCAUCUCAUGCCAUGUCAGCAAUCAUCUCUCCUUCUCCCCUACGUCACACUUCCAUUAUUCUUGAUGAUGACUCCUUUCAUGUGUCUAGGAUCAUGGAAAAUUUUCCGCAACAACAUCAUAAGAUAGGAGGAAGAUCAGCAUCAGGAUUGGAGGAACUCAUAAUGGGGUGCACUCCAUCAUCAUCAGCUGAUGUUAAAGAAGAAUGUUCCAUCACAAACCCACAGGAGACAGACUGGUUGAAGUACUCCACCUACUGGCCAGACCCUGAUCACCAUGUCUAGAACCCAACAAAAUACAUAUAUAUAUAUAUAUAUAUAUAUAUAUAUAUAUAUAUAUAUAUAUAUAUAUAUAUAUAUAUAUAUAUAUAUAUAUAUAUAUAUAUAUAUAUAUAUAUAUAUAUAUAUAUAUAAACACAAUCUAGUUAAGACUUUGAUCAAGAAAGCUAUUCAAGAGUAGGAGCAAGGAGACACAAUGCAGUACACACCAUACAGUUCUUUAAGUGAAUAUCGACUUUUUGAAACAAUUGUAUUUAGUUUUCCGUUAUAAAUUAAUUAUAUCUCUUGAUAAAAUAUCAAAAACAAAGACGUACUGCACAAGAAAGGGAGCGAAAAAGAGCAUAUAUAUAUAUAUAUAUAUAUAUAUAUAUAUAUAUAUAUAUAUAUAUAUAUAUGUGUGUGUGUGUGUGUGUGUGUUUGAGAGAGAGAGAGAGAGAGAGAGAGAGAGAGAGAGAGAGAUUUUGAUGAGAGUCAUACUCUGUGUGUGUGAAUAUAAACCUUGACUGAACAGAGAACUAUAAAGCAAUUCAAUGUUGGGAAAGAGAAAAGAAGAAGCCAAAAAUGGAAAGGGAAAAAAGAAAAAGAAAAACCCAAGGGAAAGGCUGCUGUCUACUAACAUCAUUAUGAUUACAGAUAUCGUCUUUAAGCAUAUUGUUUCUUUAUAUUUAAGUUAGUGUAAACUCCAUGUUUAGUCCCCAAGGUUUGAUAAACGUAAUACCUAGUCCACAAUAUUGAUUUCAUUCAAACUGAACCAUUAAGAUCCUCAUGUAUCAUGCACGUGAGGAUAAUAUAGUCUUUUUCCUCAUCUUUCCAAUAUUCACAAUCUGUACACCACCCUAUUCAUUUUA